UCGUAUUAGAAGGGCAGCGAAACGCCAUGUCGGCGGCGCUGCUUAUUACUUUAAUAGUCUUUGUAACGUGUGGUCAUGGAGCAAAGGAGAAACCGGAACUUAGCGAUGAAAUCAAAGAAAUAAUAGAGCAUGUUCACAACGAAUGCGUCGGUUUGACUGGGGUCGCCGAGGAGGAUAUAGCGAAUUGCGAAAACGGCAUAUUUAAGGAGGACAACAAAUUGAAGUGCUAUAUGUUUUGCCUACUCGAGGAGGGUAGCCUUGUCGACGAUGAUGGAAAUGUAGAUUAUGACAUGAUGAUCAGCCUCAUUCCUGAACAGUACACUGAAAGAGUUACAAAAAUGAUUACCGCCUGCAAACAUUUAGAUACAAAGGACAAAGAUAAGUGUCAAAGAGCAUUCGAUGUUCAUCAGUGUUCGUAUAAACAGGAUCCAGACGUAAGUUUUCUUUAUAAGUCAAUUAAACAUAUGAAAAAACAAGCACAUGUUAAAACCAUUUUUAUUUUCAGUUUUAUUUCCUCUUCUAACAUAAGUAUUAUUCAAACUGAGUGA
This is a messenger RNA of Zerene cesonia (dogface butterfly), 548 nucleotides long. Its product is annotated as pheromone-binding protein-related protein 6-like. The coding region runs from base 27 to 548 and encodes 173 amino acids. Gene Ontology annotation, molecular function: odorant binding. Gene Ontology annotation, biological process: sensory perception of smell. Lineage: Eukaryota; Metazoa; Arthropoda; Insecta; Lepidoptera; Pieridae. The transcript has 5 exons. The record is from RefSeq and is a predicted model, not a curated record.